AACCCCCAAAAUCCAAAUGCCGACGGUUCCCCUCUUUCAAUAUUGGCUAUCGGAGCAUCCUUCCAUUGUCAAUUUCCGAUGGAGCCACACCCAAUCAUGGGGCUCCACCUGGUCCUUUCUCGUCUCCGCUGUCACGCUCUACAUCCUCGCCGCCGUAUUUCUCCGUCUUUUAUUGAUCAUCCUCCGCCGUCCACGCCCUGUCCCACUUGGUCCUGUUCCGGCUGUUCAUAGUCUCUCCAUGGCUGUAAUCUCGGCUGUUAUCUUCACCGGAAUGCUCCUCUCCGCUGGGGCGGAGAUUCGUGACACCCGAUGGCUCUGGCGACGGAGCAGAACUAGAACCACCCCAUUUCAGUGGCUGCUUUGUUUUCCAAUUGGCACACGUCCUUCAGGACGCGUGUUCUUCUGGUCCUACAUCUUUUACCUCUCUCGAUUCCUCCAUCUCCUCCGUACCUUUUUCACUGUCCUCCGUCGCCGCCGCCUCCCAUUCUUCCACCUCUUUAACCAAUCCAUUCUCAUCCUCACUUCCUUCCUUUGGCUCGAAUUCUCACAGUCGUUUCAAAUUCUGGCCAUUCUCUCCACCACGCUCCUCCAUGCCCUUGUCUACGGCUACAGAUUUUUGACCGUCUUCGGGUUUCCAGCCGCCUCCUUCCCGUUCGUGCUCAAUUGCCAAGCUGCUCUUCUUUCUUGCAACCUACUCUGCCAUUUUGGGUUGUUUUCGUUUCAUAUUCUGAAAGGAGGGUGCAAUGGCAUUGGAGCUUGGGCGUGCAACUCUGUGCUCAACUCCGCCAUUCUUUUGCUGUUCGUGAAAUUCUACAAGGAAAGUCGAUCGGAUUUGAUUUAUAAGAAGCCUGCGAAUUUUUGAAAUGGGAUUGCUCCGUUCGUGUUUUUUGUGUGGGGAAUAUUGAACCCAAAUUAAUGGGAGCGGGGUGUCAUUGUAAAGUUUGUUUUUUGGUUUGUUAAUAUUAGAAGCCCGUCAUUGAAUGCACAGUGUGUUGUUGUUAAGGUCUAAGGAAUAGAAUUUUGUCAAAUGUAAAAACUGAUUUACACAUAUGAUAUAAUAGCAGUUAAUUUCU
This is a messenger RNA of Cucumis melo (muskmelon), 1073 nucleotides long. Its product is annotated as elongation of fatty acids protein 3-like. Lineage: Eukaryota; Viridiplantae; Streptophyta; Magnoliopsida; Cucurbitales; Cucurbitaceae. Gene Ontology annotation, molecular function: fatty acid elongase activity. Gene Ontology annotation, biological process: fatty acid elongation, polyunsaturated fatty acid; very long-chain fatty acid biosynthetic process; fatty acid elongation, monounsaturated fatty acid. Bases 17 to 862 code for a protein of 281 amino acids. Gene Ontology annotation, cellular component: endoplasmic reticulum membrane. The transcript has a single exon. The record is from RefSeq and is a predicted model, not a curated record.